Molecule: messenger RNA, 3700 nt
Organism: Arvicola amphibius (Eurasian water vole)
Lineage: Eukaryota; Metazoa; Chordata; Mammalia; Rodentia; Cricetidae
Gene: Champ1
Product: chromosome alignment maintaining phosphoprotein 1
Exons: 2
Coding region: 170-2545 (791 amino acids)
Biological process (GO): protein localization to microtubule; attachment of mitotic spindle microtubules to kinetochore; sister chromatid biorientation
Cellular component (GO): spindle; nucleoplasm
Source: RefSeq, a predicted model, not a curated record
UCCCGGCUGGUCUUGCGUCCAGCCGCCAUUCCCGAGGCCGUGCGGCCGCCCGGCUUUUCCUGUGGGUGUUUCCUCCUCUUCACUUUAGGACACCUCGCCGGAGGGUGAGGAGCUGGCGGGCGCCUCGGGUAGAAAGCCUUUAAGGGCCAGCCGUUUGCGUUGACCGAAGAUGGAAGUGUGUCAGGAGCCUCACAAACCAUCGCUGAGCCUGGACUGUGACCACUGUGGUUUCAGAGGCACCGAUUAUGAGAACGUGCAGAUCCACAUGGGCUCCAUCCAUCCGGAGUUCUGUGAUGAUAUGGAUGCUGGAGGACUCGGCAAGAUGAUAUUUUACCAGAGGAGCGCAAAGCUCUUCCACUGCCACCAGUGCUUCUUUACCAGCAAGAUGUACUCCAAUGUGUACUACCACAUCACAGCCAAACACGCAGCCUCGGAGAAGUGGGGGGACAAACCAAAGGACCAGCUGAGCAAAGAGACCGAGGCUGUGGAAAGCCCUUCCCUUCCUGAACACCAGAGUACAGCCUUGGACCCAGCAGAAGUGAGGCCCACUCCAGCUGUCCCCAUGGAAACACAGAAAAUUGGUCCGAGUUUGUCUCCAGAGCCACAAAAGUCUGUUCCUCCUGCUCUGGAGCCUGAGGACUCUGGCCCUGUUGUUUCUCCUGAGCUACAGGCCCCUUGUCUUCCUGCUGAGGCCUCAAAAACUGCUUCUGUUUCUUCCCCUGAAUGUGUCGACCCAGCCAGCAUGGUGUCUGAGUUGCAGAAGCCUGCUCCUGCUUCCCCUGAGUCCAUCAAGUCCGCUCCUGUGAGCUCCAAACCCCAGAAGCACUCUCCUUUUGCCGAUACAGGGGCUCCCCCUUCCACCUUGUCUCCAGAGUCACCAGUUCUGGCCACAUCGCCUGAGCCUUGGGGGCCAUCCCUAACUGCAUCUCCAGAGUCUAGGAAGCCUGCACAGACUGCCUCCCCUGAGCCAAGGAAGCCAUCCCCAUCAGAGUCUCCUGAACUUUGGAAGCCAUUCCCUGCCAUCACUUCAGAACCUCGGAGACCAACCCCAGCAGUAUCACCAGGUUCCUGGAAGCCAGGGCCACCUGGUUCUCCUCGGCCUUGGAAAUCCAGUCCUUCGGCAACCUCAGGACCUUGGAAAUCAUCUAAACCGGCUCCAUCUUUGUCUCCUGGACCUUGGAAGCCAAUACCUUCUGUAUCUCCUGGGCCUUGGAAGCCAGCUCCAUCUGUGUCCACUGCAUCCUGGAAGUCUUCAGUCUCAUCUGGUUCAUGGAAAACGCCCCCCACAUCUCCAGAGUCAUGGAAGUCUGGUCCCCCUGAGCUCAGAAAGACAGCUCUCACUUUGUCACCCGAGCACUGGAAGGCAGUGCCCCCUGUGUCUCCUGAGCUUCGCAGACCGGCCCCACCACUCUCUCCUGAGAUCCGAAGUCCAGCAGGAUCUCCGGAGCUCAGGAAGCCUUCUCCUGACCAGCGGAAAAGUUCUCCUGCUUCACUGGAUUUCCCCGAGCCCCAGAAAAGUUCUCAAGGGUCUCCUGACGUCUGGAAGUCCUCCUUCAUUACAGAAUCUCAGAAGCCUAGCAUCUUCCCUGAGACACGGAAACAUCCUUCUGGCUCAUCUGAGCCCCCAAAGGUGGCCUCAGACAUAUGGAAGCCUGUCCUCUCUCUAGAUGCUGAGGCUAGGAAGUCCACACUGUUUCCUGAGCCCACCAAAGCAGUCCUUCCUGCUUCUCCAGAGCAACGGAAACGUGCACUUUUCCCAGAGCCCCGGAAGCAUGUACUUUUCCCUGAGCUCCCCAAAUCUGCUGUGAUCUCCAACGCUCAGAAGGCCACUGAGCUUGGUGAUGAGCUACAGCUGGAAGCUGUAGAUGAUGCUGCAAAAUGUGAUAGUCUGGUCCAGGAAGGGCUUCUGGAUGCACCUAAGAAACUGUUAGAGGAUGCUCUGUUUCCUCCUUCAAAGAAGCUCAAGAAAGACAGUCAAGAGAACUCGGAUGCUGAGCUCAGUAGUAGUGAGUACCUGAGAACAGAUUUAGAUGCCAUAGACAUCAAGGGCCAGGAGUCCAGUAGCGACCAAGAGCAGGUGGAUGUUGAGUCUAUUGACUUUGGCAAAGAGAACAAAAUGGAGAUGAGUAGUCCAGAACAGUCCAAAAAUGUGCUUCAGUUCACCGAAGAGAAAGAAGCCUUCAUCUCUGAGGAGGAGAUCGCAAAGUACAUGAAGCGUGGGAAGGGGAAAUACUACUGCAAAAUUUGCUGCUGCCGUGCCAUGAAGAAAGGUGCCGUUUUGCAUCACCUGGUUAAUAAGCACAAUGUGCACAGUCCGUACAAGUGCACAAUUUGUGGGAAGGCGUUUCUCUUGGAGUCUCUCCUUAAAAAUCACGUCGCAGCCCAUGGGCAAAGUUUACUUAAAUGUCCACGCUGUAAUUUUGAAUCAAAUUUCCCAAGAGGCUUUAAGAAACAUUUAACUCAUUGUCAAAGCCGGUAUAAUGAAGAGGCAAAUAAGAGGCUGAUGGAAGCUCUUGAGUCGCCAUUGGAAGAGCCACAGAUGUGAUUUUCAAGCAACAAUACUUGCUCUGCGAUGUUUGCCAAACUCACAGCUUGUCGAGUGGGCUAGUAGAUGGUGUAUGUGUAGUGUCCUGUUGGUCUUAAUAGUGUUACAAAGAGUAAGUACUUGGUUAUUUUUUCAUGUGACCUCAUUAUGUGGCUGGCUGUUUUCUAAGUCAAUGCAUUUCUGUUAAUGUAUUCCAGAUGGAUGGAUAUAGCGCAUUAUCCUUAAGCUUAUUUGAGUCACAAUACAAGGAUUGGGGGAGGUAGGCAAGAGAAUUUAAACCUAUAAAACCUCCCCCCACCCCGUGUGUGUAAUUGAUUUCAGAUCAUAAAAAUUAUUAGGUAGAGGGCUCAGUGGUAGAGCACUUACCUAGCAUGUUUUGCAUACUAACUGCCCCAGGGCUCAAUCCCCAGUAACUUAAAAAAAAAAAAAAAAAAAAAGAUUGUUUGAGAGUUGAGCAUGAAAAGUAAAUCUGAGAAAAUUUUUGUUAGCCUUAAGUGUACUUUUGAAUGACUUUUAUAUCCUUUUUUUCAUGUAAAAUUAGUUUAAGAAUCUUCAAAACUUUUCUUGGUGUUCAUUAACUUUUAUGUUGUCUAGAGCUGGAGUCCUUCAGGUCACAGUGUUCUGCUGAAAGGACAGUUGAGUGGGUAUUUAAGGCAGUUUUGAUAGUUUCUGCAAAGACUGAAAAGGCCAAGUGACUGAGGUUACGCUUAUCUGUAGUUAUUUCCAUUGGAGUCUUCCUUGUGGUGUCCCUGCCAGUUCACAUUAACAGAUGAUCCUUAAUUGCCAAACGUGUUAAGAGUUUAUACCUCCUGUUCCUGGGCCUUCUGUGCCCCCCCCCCCCCACUGGGGCUCAAGAUCUGGGUAAUGAGUAAGGAGCUGAAAGUCUUCCAGAUUCGGUUAAGAAUUAAUGAAUAGAGCUAGUGAGGUAGUAGACAAGCUAGCCUCAGUUACAUGAGAGGCUGAGGUCGGGAUCACUUGAGCCCAGCCUGGGCAGCACAGUGAAACCCUGUCUCGGAAAGCGUUCCUGGAGAUCAUCUUGAUUUUGUCUCACACAAUUUUCUUAUUGUAAAUACCUCGUUUCUCAUCAUAGAUUGUUAUUCUAACAUAUUUUGUUAAAUGUGUAUCAACCAAAUUAAAAAAAGACUUUCAUGUUAA